Messenger RNA from Danio aesculapii, 2138 nucleotides. It is a transcript of the gene pgm3, whose product is annotated as phosphoglucomutase 3. Gene Ontology annotation, molecular function: magnesium ion binding; phosphoacetylglucosamine mutase activity. Lineage: Eukaryota; Metazoa; Chordata; Actinopteri; Cypriniformes; Danionidae. The record is from RefSeq and is a predicted model, not a curated record. The transcript has 13 exons. The coding region runs from base 79 to 1716 and encodes 545 amino acids. Gene Ontology annotation, biological process: UDP-N-acetylglucosamine biosynthetic process; carbohydrate metabolic process; hemopoiesis.
CACUGUAGCCACGUAAUCAGGGAAGCAGGAAGCGCUGCGCAAACCCUUCGGUUGCAGAAACAGCAGUUAUUAAAAAAAAUGGCUCAAUUUGAUGAAGUCGCUCAGAAGUCAAAGCUGCACCCGAAGCCGGAGGGUCUGACGCUGCAGUACGGCACUGCUGGAUUUCGCACGAAUGCCAAACAUCUGGACCACAUCAUGUUCCGCAUGGGACUUUUGGCAACUCUGAGGUCCAAAAAGACUAAAUCCACCAUUGGAGUCAUGGUCACUGCGUCCCAUAACCCAGAGGAGGAUAAUGGAGUGAAGUUAAUCGACCCGAUGGGCGAGAUGGUGGCUGCGGCGUGGGAGGAAUACGCCACACAGCUGGCCAACGCAGAGCAGGAGCAUCUCCUCACAGCACUGAAGGACAUUAUAGAGAAAGAGGACGUCAGCAUGAGUGAAGCGGCCAGCGUUUACAUCGGCAGAGACACCAGGCCUAGCAGUGCGGCUCUUUCUCAGGCUGUAUUGGAUGGUGUUUCCAGUUUGGGAGGCAAAACUCAUGAUUAUGGUCUGGUCAGCACGCCUCAGCUGCAUUAUAUGGUGUGCUGCUGCAACACAAAGGGCCGCUAUGGUAGUGCCACCCUUGAGGGAUAUUACCAGAAACUCUCCCAGGCUUUCCUUCAGCUCACCCAGAAUGUCCCGAAUCGCACAGAUGACCAGAAGAGGCUUCUGCUGGAUGGAGCAAAUGGCAUCGGUGCAUUGAAGAUGAGGGAACUGGAGCCGUUCAUUCGCUCUGAACUGCAGGUGUUGCUUUCUAAUGAUGGCAGCAGUGGAAAACUCAAUCACUUGUGCGGAGCAGAUUACGUCAAAGUACAGCAGAAAGCUCCGCAAGGUGUGAGUAUGGGGGUAGGGGAACGCUGCUGUUCAUUUGACGGUGAUGCCGAUCGCAUUGUUUACUAUUACACCGACUCCAAAAAUUGCUUCCAUCUUCUGGACGGAGAUAAAAUUGCAACCCUCAUCAGCACUUUCCUCAAAGAGCUGCUCACACAGGCAGAGCUGAACUUACAGGUUGCUGUUGUUCAGACAGCGUAUGCUAACGGAAGCUCGACUCACUAUCUGGAGGACGUCAUGAAGGUGUCAGUGUGUUGUACCAAAACAGGAGUGAAGCACCUUCACCAUGCAGCACAGGAAUAUGAUAUUGGAGUCUACUUUGAAGCCAAUGGACACGGAACUGUUUUGUUCAGCAAAGCCGCCCAAAAGCAAAUUGUGGAGCUGGUGAAAGACUCCAACAUAAACGAUGAGAGAAAACAUGCUGCAAAACUCCUGGAGAACACAGUCAAUCUGAUCAACCAGACGGUGGGAGAUGCCAUCUCAGAUAUGCUAGUGAUCGAAGCCGUUUUAGCCAUUAGAGGGAUGUCUGUGCAGGACUGGGAUGAGAUUUACACUGAUCUGCCCAACCGCCAGCUUAAAGUCACGGUGUCGGACCGGCGGGUCAUUGAUACAACGGACGCAGAGAGGAGGGCAGUCACUCCAGAGGGUCUGCAGGACGCCAUCGACUCGCUAGUGAAGAAAUACAAAAAUGCUCGAUCCUUCGUCAGACCAUCAGGAACUGAAGAUGUCGUCCGAGUCUACGCUGAGGCCGACACACAGGAAGGUGCUGAUAGUUUGGCUCAUGAGGUCAGCUUGGCUGUUUAUCGUCUUGCUGGAGGAGUCGGAGAUGAGCCUAAACCUUUACAUUAAUCAAACAUGCAUACAUUAAUUCAGAAUUCAUCAAUUGAAACGUCACGGCAGCGUUAUAUAUCAUGCCAAACACUGGGAAUGUACAUUAAACUAGUUUGUGUGGCGCAGACUAAUUUUUGGGAAGUGGUAAAUGUUUAUCAUUUACUCUUUGUGCUGAAUGAAUGGACAAUGUUUAUUAUCGGGAGUGUUUGAUUAUAUGGAAAUGUCUAAACAUGAUCCGUGUGAACUUUGUAUGCAAUACGUUUAUAAUUAUUAUUUACAAUCUUAAUAAUUGAAGAAGACAGAAGAAAUGCACUACUGUUCAUGUGAAUGUGAACGUGUUAGGAAGAAAUCUCGUUAUAUGACCAAAAAUACAAGUUCUAGAAUGCAAAAACUGAAAUUUUGUGAUAUUUUAUUAUAAGUGACAAUGACUGUAAUCAUUA